Molecule: messenger RNA, 1102 nt
Organism: Clupea harengus (Atlantic herring)
Lineage: Eukaryota; Metazoa; Chordata; Actinopteri; Clupeiformes; Clupeidae
Gene: mylz3
Product: myosin, light polypeptide 3, skeletal muscle
Cellular component (GO): myosin II complex; contractile muscle fiber
Molecular function (GO): calcium ion binding
Source: RefSeq, a predicted model, not a curated record
CUGAACUUAAAUAAGAAGGGCCUACGCUCAUGCUUCAGGACCACUCUCCUGGGACUCCGACUUCUGUUGACUUCUACCUUACCGUUCCUCCGUCUACAAUGGCUGAACCUGCACCUGCACCUGCUGAGGCACCCGCCGCUGAGGCACCCGCCGCUCCCGCUGCCGCAGACUUCACAGCGGACCAGCUUGAGGACUUCAAGGAAGCCUUCGGUCUGUUCGACAGAGUUGGCGAUUCCCAGGUUGGAUUCAACCAGGUGGCCGACAUCAUGCGUGCCCUGGGCCAGAACCCCACCAACGGAGAAGUGAAGAAACUUCUGGGCAGCCCAUCCCCCGAGGAUAUGGAGAACAAGAGGAUGGCCUUCGACGCUUUCCUGCCCCUGCUCAAAGUUCAGGACUCCGUCGUGAAGGGUACCUAUGAUGACUACGUUGAGGGUCUCCGCGUCUUUGACAAGGAGGGUAACGGCACAGUCUUGGGCGCUGAGCUGCGUAUCGUGUUGGGCACAAUGGGUGAGAAGAUGAAGGAGGCCGAGAUUGAUGCCCUCAUGCAAGGUCAGGAAGACGACAAUGGCGCAAUCAACUACGAGGCUUUCGUCAAGCACGUCAUGUCCGUGUAAGAGGCCCCCAAGUGGGAGUGGUGAAGAAGUCGAUCUGUAAACCCCUCAGGGUGUCAGGACAUCCAACUCUGUUUCUAAGACCAACCAAAGGGAAUAAAAAAAAGGACUAUGGGAUGUCACCAUUGAAGAAAAAACACAUUUGUACUUUUUUUUUUUUUUUUUUGUCCUUUCCAUCCAUAUCUCCUUUUCUCCGCUCAUCCUCUUUCUGGACGUUACCGUCUCUCUUUUUUUUUCCUCUGCUGCCCCCCCCUACCCCUAGGGUGGUGGUCCCUGGUCUGGCAGGAAACGGGGGAGGAAGGGUGGGCCACUCAUGAAGUGGGGGUAUCCCCUGCCUUGCUCUGACUUGCCCUGGUCACUUCACCACCAGCCAGACGUGUUGAAGGCACCUGGCACACCUGUGGACCGAUCGCCGAAACUCUCCCCCCUCUCCCUUCCCCACAGAAAGUCGUCUUUUAUUUUCACUCAGAAUAAAACCUUUUCCAAAAGUA